Messenger RNA from Solea senegalensis (Senegalese sole), 8438 nucleotides. Its product is annotated as A disintegrin and metalloproteinase with thrombospondin motifs 20. Gene Ontology annotation, biological process: extracellular matrix organization; proteolysis. Gene Ontology annotation, cellular component: extracellular matrix. The coding region runs from base 392 to 6151 and encodes 1919 amino acids. The record is from RefSeq and is a predicted model, not a curated record. Gene Ontology annotation, molecular function: zinc ion binding; metalloendopeptidase activity. The transcript is spliced from 39 exons. NCBI's taxonomy places the organism in Eukaryota, Metazoa, Chordata, Actinopteri, Pleuronectiformes, Soleidae.
UAUGGCUCAUAGGGGCGUUGCUUUGCGCUCGGUGAGUGGUCCGGGUGCUCGGCGGGGUGUUGUAGGGAUGGCCGAGGGAAAGCGUACUUGGCACAGAUCCCUCCUUUCAGUACAGACCGCAGUUUACAUUAGGCAGCAUCUUCUUUCGCCAGGGGGAUGAAUGAGUCACAAUUAGGUCUCGUUUUAUAGCGGCUAGUGGAUGCAUGUUUAGCAAUGCGAUGAGGCCAGUGCACUUUGCAGGACUUGCGCUGCGCAGAGCCUCCGCGGAGCCCGCGACCUGUUGCUGCUGACAAGCCGGGGAAAGGGAGAGGGAGUUGGGGGAGCCGAUCGGGAGAGACAGAGGGGUUACUGCCUUGGAGACGACUGUCCGGCUUUCUUCGCGCAGGAAAUCAUGCAGUUUGCAAUCUGGCUGGUUGGACUAACGUGUCAUCUGUCAGCACUUGUCCGCGACACGCAGCAACACCGGCUGCAUCCGAAACAAGAAAGUUUCAUCAAGCAGCUGUCAUCGUACGAAAUCAUCACCCCGGUCCGCGUCAAUGACUUCGGAGAAUCAUUCCCACACACGUUGCACUACAAAAGGAGACGGAGAAGUUUAAAUAGUCACAGUAAUGACAACGUCGACGAGCUGUCGGGCGUGCGGGUUCACUACAGGGUCGAUGCAUUCGGGGAACAGUUUCAUCUCAACCUGAGCGCAGACUCCAGCUUCAUCGCUCCCUCGUACACGGUGACUCACUUGGGAGCGCAGCAGCGCAGCAACUCCACGGACUCCUACUUCCACGACCCGAGCGAUAUGCGCCACUGCUUUUUCCGCGGACACGUCAACGCCAAGAGCGCGUAUCCUGCAGUCUUCAGCCUGUGCACUGGCCUUAUUGGAACUUUUACAACACGAUAUGGUGAAUAUUUCUUGGAGCCACUUUUAAAUGCAGAGGGAAAGGAAUACGAUGAAGAGCACAACAAACCUCAUCUCAUCUACCGACACGAGAGGAAGAGGAACUUCUCGAAUACCAGCAACAACACAGAGCCCUGUGCUGCCUCAGAAGACUCCAAGGGGCCAAUCUCUCUUGAGGACAGUGGAAAUAUGGGAGAGGAGCUGGAGUCCCUCAGGGCAGUAAUAGAGGUUGAGCACAUGAAUGAAAACAACUUCACACACUCCAGAUCCCCACGCAGACACAAACGUUUCCUCUCCUAUCCUCGCUAUGUUGAGCUGAUGGUGACAGCGGAUGCCAAAAUGGUGCGUCAUCAUGGACGCAACCUAGAGCACUACAUCCUUACAAUCAUGUCAGUAGUAGCAGCAGUGUACAGGGAUCCCAGCGUAGGAAACCUUAUCAACAUCAUGAUUGUCAAGCUAGUCGUCAUCCACAAUGAACAGGAAGGGCCCACAGUGAGCUUCAAUGCCGCCACGACUCUCCACAACUUCUGCGUUUGGCAGCAAAGCCAAAAUGUCCAGGAUGACAGCCACCCCUCUCACCAUGACACAGCACUUCUCAUGACAAGGGAGGACAUCUGCCGUGCGAAAGAUAAAUGUGACACAUUAGGGCUCGCAGAGCUGGGGACCAUGUGUGACCUGUACCGGAGCUGCUCCAUCAGUGAGGAAAAUGGAAUUAGUGCCUCCUUCACCAUUGCUCAUGAGCUGGGUCAUGUGUUCAACAUGCCCCACGAUGACAACCCAAAAUGUCGUGAGGCAGGAAUGAAGCACCAGUACCAUGUCAUGGCUCCCACACUCAACUAUGACACCAAUCCCUGGACAUGGUCCAAGUGCAGUCGCAAGUACAUCACAGAGUUUUUAGACACUGGCUAUGGGGAGUGCCUCCUUGACGAGCCUGUAGGCAGGACGUACGAGCUGCCCACCCUCCUACCUGGUCAGAUCUACAACGCCAACAGACAGUGUGAACUGAUGUUUGGACCCGGUUCCCAAAUCUGCCCCUACAUGAAACAGUGUAAGAGGUUGUGGUGUACUAGUGCGGAGGGGGACCACAAAGGAUGCCGGACGCAGCACAUGCCACUGGCUGAUGGGACCGACUGUGGACAUGGAAUGUAUUGCAGACAUGGAAUGUGUGUGAAUAAAGAGCUGGACCUGCAGCCAGUCCAUGGAGAAUGGGGACCCUGGGGGCCCUACAGUGCUUGCUCCAGGUCCUGUGGUGGAGGAACCCGUAGCACGAGCAGAGACUGCAACAAGCCUGAGCCCCGAAACGGUGGCAAGUUCUGCGUGGGCCGCAGGAUGAAGUUCCGCUCUUGCAACACUGAGCCAUGCCCACGAGGACGGAAAGACUUCCGCGAGGAGCAGUGCUCUCAUUUUGACGGCAAGCACUUCAACAUCAACGGUCUACCUCCCGCCGUCCGCUGGGUCCCCAAAUACAGCGGCAUACUAAUGAAGGAUCGCUGUAAGCUCUUCUGCCGUGUGGCUGGGACUAUGGCAUAUUAUCAGCUGAAGGACCGCGUCACUGAUGGUACGCCGUGUGGCCCAGACACAUACGACAUCUGUGUUCAAGGCCUCUGCAGGCAAGCAGGCUGUGACCACGUCCUCAACUCGAAGGCCAGGAAUGACAAGUGUGGCGUAUGUGGCGGGGACAACUCAUCGUGUAAAACCCUGGCAGGGACCUUCAACGAUGCACAGUAUGGUUACAACACAGUGGUGCGGAUCCCAGCUGGAGCCACCAAUAUAGAUAUCAAGCAGGUCAGCUACUCAGGAAAGCCAGAAGACGACAACUACCUCGCGUUAUCUGAUGGCCAGUCCAACGCCCUCCUGAAUGGUAAUUUCGUGGUGGCCAUGUUCAAAAGGGAAAUCAACUUUAAGGGAACUGUCAUCGACUACAGUGGCUCGGACACGAAAGUAGAGCGCAUCAACUGCACCGAGCGCAUCGAGGAAGAGCUUGUUCUACAGGUCUUGUGUGUGGGAAACCUCUACAACCCAGAUGUCCGUUACUCCUUUAACAUACCCAUCGAGGAGCACAAGGAGCAGUUUGUGUGGGAUCCAUCUGGCCCAUGGCUCGAGUGCAACCGCAUCUGUCAGGGUGAGAGGAGGCGAAAGUCAGUAUGUGUGCGUAAGAGUGAUCACCUUGAGGUGUCCGACCAACGCUGUGAACAUGUACCUCGUCCUGUUGCUGUUGCUGAUUCUUGCAACGCAGACUGUGAAGUCAGGUGGCAUGUUGCUGGAAAGAGCGAAUGCUCCGCUAAAUGUGGUCCAGGUUACCGCAGUCUGGAUGUUCAGUGCAUGAAGUACAGCCUGAUGAAGAGACAGAGUGAAAGGAUGGAGGCCAGUAUGUGUGGAGACAUCGCAAAACCUCAGACCAGAGAGACCUGCCAUGGGGACUGUCUGCUGAAGAACUGGCAGUACAGUGCCUGGUCUCAGUGCUCUAAGACAUGUGGACGUGGCAGCCGCAGCAGAGAGUCUUACUGUAUGAACAACCUAGGCAGACGGCUGGUAGACCGGGAGUGCAAUGAAUACCGGAGGGUGGUUACUGAAGCAUGCAACGACCAGCCAUGUCCGAAGUGGACCGCCAGCGAGUGGAGCGAGUGCCUGGUGACCUGUGGGAAAGGGAUGAGACACAGGCAAGUAUCCUGCACCAUGGGGGCCGCGGAGAAAAAGCUGAGCGAGCACUUAUGUGACCUGUCCAGCAAACCCCAAACGGUGGGGAGCUGCGAGCUGCCUGAGUGUGCGUCCUGGCAGGUCGGCGUCUGGGGAGCGUGUUCGGUGACCUGUGGCCACGGCUACCAGAUUAGAGCUGUGAGGUGUGUGUCGGGGAACUACGGUAACACUGUAGAUGACCGAGAGUGCAAUGCUGCAGCGAGGCCCAGAGACAGUCAGGACUGUGAGUUGCCAGGAUGUCCAUGGGCCUCACCGAUACAAAGCACACCUCGUCCUGACAACUCAGCCCAGCUCCUGAUUCAGUGGAGAUACGGCUCCUGGACUGCGUGCUCCGUGUCCUGUGGCAAAGGAAAGCGGGAGCGUUACGUCAGCUGCAGAGAUGCCCAGGGAGGUGUGGCCGAUGAAUCCUACUGUGCCCACCUGUCACGCCCCCCAGAGAGCUCGGCCUGCUUCAGCCCCUGCGGUCAAUGGCGUGCCGGGGAGUGGUCUCCUUGUUCCGUUACAUGCGGCAUCGGCAGAACCACCAGACAGGUGGUCUGCUCUAACUACCACCAACCAGUGGACCUGUCUUUCUGUGACCCGGACGAAAAGCCUGUGACCGAACAGGAGUGUACCGCUGCACCUUGUCCCUCAGUUUACCACCGCCAACACAUCAACAACCAGCCCUACGGUUAUCCUCAGGACCCAGGACAUCAUCCAGGGCACAGCAGCUGGAAUGUGCCCUCAGCAGACAACCAGUGGCGGACUGGACCCUGGGGCGCAUGUUCCAGUACCUGUGCCGGAGGUUUCCAGAGACGAGUGGUCGUCUGUCAGGAUGCCGACGGCCGCAGCAACAGCUUCUGUGAUGAGAGAGUCAAACCUGCCGAAUCCAAGAGCUGUGACUCUGGACCCUGCCCUCUGUGGAACUAUGGUGUCUGGGGAGAGUGCACCCAGUCCUGUGGUGGAGGACGGCGGACUCGCCUCGUGGUGUGUCAGAGGCCCAAUGGUCAGAGGCUCAACGACUACAACUGUGACAUCCUGGAAAAGCCGCCCGACAUGGAGCAAUGCAACCUGCAGCCCUGCCCCGGCUCUGCCUCCUGGCACCGUCAACCAUGGAAGCCGUGCUCCGUGACUUGUGGUCGAGGGACCAAGACAAGGGAGAUUGCCUGCGUCCUCCAGAAUCAGACCAAAAUCGAGGAGGAGCACUGCGGUCGCCUGCCUCGGCCGCAAACACGGAAAGCCUGUCGGGCGCAAGGAUGCCCCACUUGGAAAGCCAAUAAGUGGAAGGAGUGCUCUGUCACCUGUGGAGCGGGAGUUCAGACGCGGGACGUUAACUGCAGGCUAAAAGGCAGCGGGCGGGUCCGAGAGGAUCUCUGUGAUGCUCGCCAGCGUCCCGCUGUGACCCAACCGUGCCAAACUGCAGAGUGCACACAUUUCUCCUGGGUCGCUGGUGAAUGGAAAGAAUGUAAUGCAACCUGUGGAGAGGGCAUGAGAAGCAGGAAGGUGAGCUGUACUGGUCCAGGGAUGAUGACACCCGUGCAGGAUGAUUACUGUGAGCCAUCAUCCAGGCCUGUCUCACACCAAGGAUGCCAGGGGCUUCCCUGUCAGUACACGUGGAUCACAGGGGAAUGGUCACAGUGCUCUGCCAGCUGUGGUAUUGGCUACCAGCAGCGUAUCGUCUCCUGCUCUGCAGUUCCUUCUUCAUCGGCGGCGCACCUGUACGCUCCGUCCCAGCCGUCCUCUGCCAGCACCUACUGCCCUCAGCCUCACCCACCUGGCAACCGGCCGUGCCUCCUCAGGGACUGUCCACACACAACCUACUGGAAAGUUGGCCCGUGGAGCAAGUGCUCACAGACCUGUGGUGCAGGAGUGAUGGAGCGCAGGGUGGAGUGUGUGACGUCUAAAGGCCAACCGUUCAAACACUGCCGUCCAUCAGAAAGACCUGAGUCUCGAACUGCAUGUCAGGACAGAGAAUGUCAAUUGUUUGCCUCCUGCCGAGAGGUCCAGAUGAGGCAGGGUGUGAGGAUGGAUGGGGAGUACUACCUCAAAGUCAGGUCCCGCAUCCUGCAGAUUUACUGUGCCGAAAUGCAGACCGAUUUCCCCAAGGAGUACGUGACCUUGCGAAGCGGUCAGACAGACAACUUCUCUGAGGUGUAUGGACACAGGUUGCUGAACCCCUUUGAAUGCCCGUACAACGGCAGCCGAAGACAAGACUGCGAUUGCAAGAGCGACUACUCAGCGGCGGGGUACACAGUCUUCCACAAGAUCCGCCUGGACCUGAGUUCCCUGAGAAUAAUGUUCACGGACCUCCAGUUUUCCCAGACUCUCCUCGGACGACCUGUGCCCUUUGCUACAGCAGGAGAUUGUUAUAGUGCAGCCAAGUGUCCACAGGGCCAGUUCAGCAUUAAUCUGAUUGGCACCAGCCUCAAAGUGUCUGAGGCCACCAAGUGGACAUCUCAGGGCAACUAUGUUUCCGUCAAAGUCCAUAGAUCUGAGGACGGGACAAGAAUCUACGGUCGCUGUGGUGGUUUCUGUGGGAAGUGCAUUCCCCAGGCUCACAACGGCCUCGUCCUUGAAGUCUACUGAGGGCCAUGCAGAGACCAAACCCCUAAAUUUUCCCCAGAAGACAGCAGAACAGGAACACACACUGUCAGGAAUCUGUUUGAGCCUGUAAUCAUCUAUGGGAGUGGGAGAGGUGCAUUGAACAGUUCUCAUUCUACAUACUGUAGUUACAUCACCAGGUCCCACACGGCAGCUACAUCAUAGAAGACACUGUGUACGUGCAGUGCUACAGGGACACUGUCAGGUCCAACUCUGAAGAGGAGGCAGAUAUAUGGCUGUCAAACACACCUGAGCUAGGAAACCUCAAGUGUUAUUGUUUUGGACACUGUAAUGGAUCAUGCAAAGGGACAUACUAUUUCAAAAUAUUGGGAAAUCAAACAAGCAAAGAAGAUAAACCAGAGUUAGCCUCUCUUAUCUGAAAAAACAAAACAAAACAAAACCCUGCCCUCCGUGGUAUUCUGUGAAGUUUUUUUUUCUGGUUUCUGACACAUUUCCUGGUAUAAUUUCCAGAAUGUCAUCAUGUAGUAUCUGGAACUAACAUUUCUCUAUGUUUCCUUCCAUGUUACAGAGAUAAUCACAUCCACUUACCGACAUUACUUUUUGCAGCCCUCAAGUACAGUAUGUAAGUAUGUAUUAUACAAACUUACAAACAAAAACAGAACAUACAAAAAUAGUUGUUGAUAGUUAACUGAGCUAUGCUGUGUAACGUUUAAAGCCUGAAAGGAAUAUUUUUUACAUUUGUUUAGAUGUAUGAAGCAAUCAUCCACAGACCGUUUUAGUUUAGUUUGGUCAGCAGUGUCAUGGACAACAACUAAGUAUGUGCCAGUUUUUAUUAUUAAUCGUUAGACUAAAGCUCCUGAACCACCUGGUAACUGUCUGAGAGACACAUGUCGUUUGAAACAGUAUUACUUGACUUGGUGCUAGAUUUGAAGACUAUAGUGAUAAUGGUGCAUUGAUAGUGGAACAUUUGAGACUUGUGUCGUGCCUCACUGAAAAGCAGCAUCAUCAACUGGCGUACACGGUUACUUUCCCUAGUAAUUAUUGAGUAUUUUAUGCAACAACUGGGUUAGUGGCUCCGUCACUUUUGAAAGAAACUUUGACGAGUACCACGAGGAAAGAACUGAAAUAGUUGUUAUUUGUUUCUUGUGUUUAAUAAUAUUUGUGACUCUUUCAAACCGUGAGGAUUUUUUAUUUUAUUUUAUUAGAUUUUAAUAGUGUCAGUGCACACAUACAAGUUCUCAUUUGUUAUGCCGCAACACAGUAUCGAGUGUGACGUGUUACUUCACACCUUCCUUUGGGCCUAUAACUGUAGGUAUUUGCAACCCCUACCUCUCACAAACCUCCAUCCUCUACUGAGAUAUAUAUGUUGUAAUAUAUUUAUGUCUGACCAUAUUUAUUCUGUAUUGACUUGUAGAUACGUUCAUGUACAGUGACUACUAUCAGCAGAGAAGCCAUUGUCUGAUGUUUUGCCUGUUUUGCUUUAAAAAAAAAGAAAAAAAAAAGUUAUUAGUCUGUAUAACCACUAACCCUUAGGCGAGGAUCUUUUGAAUGGUGCUUCUGAUCUACUGUAAUUACCUCUGAUCUUGAGAAGGACAACACUAGCGGUGGGAAUAACACGUGCUGUGACAGAGUUUCCGUUCACUCUAACAGACAGGUUAUUAGACGCAUGCUGAAUUGCACGACUAAAUCUGGCAUCUGACUACUACUACGAUCCUAUUACUACAUCCUGGUACUCCCAUGUUAAGCUUUAACCAAAGUUAGAUGAUAGAUGCAGAUUUGUUUUUUCUCUUCUUCUCAGACAAUGCAGCUUCUUUUUGAUGGAAAUGAUGGCUGAAAACAAACAAAAAACGAGCAGCUAGAAAACCUUUGACUGUCAUUCAUUUAUUUUUAUGAUGGUCAAUUGUUCUAUGAGGUCUGUAUCAGAAAUUUAAAGAAUACUUGAUGCACUAUGUGCCAUGAAUUUUGUAGAAAGGUAAUCAUGUUCUUUUUUUUUUGUAAUAACCAUUAAGAUUUGUAACUUAUGAUAUAUGUGUAUUUUUAUUAUUCAUACUUGAAUUGUAAACAGCGUGCUAAAUAUUGAGUGGGCAUUGUACUGAAUAGAGAAAUAGUGUUCUGGUUCGCCUUGCUUUAUCCAAAGAUGUUUUUAAGAAUCAUAUUAUGUGCCUGCAGUAUGUAUGUAGCCUGUGUAAAAGAGAUGAAUGAUUUAUUCUGGUGCUAUGGUUACUAAUCAUACCAAUACUGUAUGUCAUGCUACUACUAUGUACUAACACUGUCGAAAAUUAGGUAUUAAUAAAACGUGCUUUACAGCUGA